Molecule: messenger RNA, 1551 nt
Organism: Monoraphidium neglectum
Lineage: Eukaryota; Viridiplantae; Chlorophyta; Chlorophyceae; Sphaeropleales; Selenastraceae
Exons: 13
Coding region: 1-1551 (516 amino acids)
Source: RefSeq, a predicted model, not a curated record
AUGAGGGCCGUUCUGGCUUCGAUAUUGCUGCAGGGAGCACGGGCAUGUCUCGAAGCGUCGAUACUCAAGGCUGGUGACAUCAGCGUGCAAAUCAGCAGCCUGGUCAUGAACGACAAGGGCGGCUGGGCGGCGGCCGGCUCGGGCCCCACCAAGUACUCCCUUCCGACGCCGGGCCCUCUGCAGUACCUUCUGGCAUACGGCGGCAAGGGCGCGGACGGCAAGGGGCAGGCGUUGUGCCUCCAGAGCCUGUCGGGCAUUGACCCCUGCCGCCGGCAGGACAACGCGACCAAUAGGACCCAGCUAUUUGGGCAGGGGAGCCCCGGCGACUGCUUCGACUUCAAUACAGGCGCCACCAAGCUCGUGCGCAAGGCCUUGGCCUCCCGGCUCGCCGGCGUGGCGUGCCCCAACUCGAAGGACAGGGCUCAGGGGGCCGUCAGCACCGAGUGGCGGCUGGCGCAGGGCCCAAAGGGCAGCUUGACCCUCACAAUGAUGGAGGACAAGCAGCAACCGGCGUGCAAGGGCGCGAAGCAGACGCGGACCCAGCGGACGGAGACCACGACCCUGAAGCUGCUCACCGGCUGCCUGCUCGGCACGACGCCCCCAAACUGCACGGCGGGCGUCAAGUCCUGCCGGGCGUGCGGCGCUGGCCAGGUGCUGUGGAGCAACUUUGACCAGAACGCGCAGGAGCAAAUAGAGAUUUGCCUUGAUCAAUCCGCGACCUGCAAGGUCGGCCCCGAGUUUACAGGCUGCCCGCCGGGCUUCUACGGCGCGGCCAUCGCCCCCAAGGCAUCAGACGGCGUGCAGUGCCGUCCCUGCGCGCCUGGGACGUUCAGGAGCGCCGACGACGGCCCCGGCGGCGACGGGUCGGCGUCGGCGCUGCUGAGCAGCUGCCUCGCGUGCCCCUCUGACAAAGACUCGGGCUGGGCCGCCGCCGGCUGCCGGCCGUGCCCGCCCGGCACCAUCGCCAAGCGGAACAGCUCGCCGCUGCAGUGCACGCCCUGCGUGGUGGGCACGUACCUGCCGCCCACAAAGCCGAGCUGGGCGCCCCAGGACAGUGAUCAGUGCCUCGACUGCCCCCAGGGGAUGUACCAAGACCAGGCCGGCAGUCAAUCCUGCAAGGUGUGCACGACCGCGUGGCGCUGCUUCCCGGAGCGCGCGGUGCAGCUGGGCAAAUUCUCAGAGGUGCCCUUCCGCUUCUUCGGCCCCGCGGGCCACCCCCAGUGCGCGAGCGUGGACGGCAAGACAUGCCUGAAGAAUGCAACUUGCACCGACGACAAGCUGCAAAUGGUGCGGGACCUGGAAGCUGCCGGGCAGCUGAAGCCCCUGACAUGCGGCCCCCUGCACGCCGCCAAGUGGGCCGGGAGCACCGGCUACUCAGAGGGGCCCGGGCACUGGUGCAACGUGCUGCUGUACGACUUCUUGCCCGCGGGCGCCAAGGCCCCGGCCGGGAUCUACAACACCAGCUUCUGGGUGCAGCCGCCCAAGCCCGCAGACGAGACCGUCACGGGCGCAGACUCGCCAGAUGAGUGCCAGCCGCGCACCGGCUGGUAG